UGCGCAGGCGCGCUGCUGCCGCGGCCGAGCCGUCCCCGGGCCGGGCGGGCCGAGGCGUCGCCGGGUUCCGCCGCGCCGGGCGCCUCCUGACGGGCGGCCGAGUCCCUUAGAGACGCAGUCCUCUGAGAUUCGUGAACCAGCAUGCUUGGCAGAAGACCUAAAAAAAGCCCUCAGGCAAAGGGCCAGGGAGCUGCAGUUGCAAAGCAGCUGGGGCUGUUUGUAGAUUUCAACCCAGAAGAGAUGCUGCUGGAGGAAGGUGGGGAUGAUGGGGAUCUAGAAGCAGAGCUUGCUGCCAUCACAGGAGUGAAGGUGAAAGAAGAGAAAUCAAAACCAAAAGGGAAAAGUUUAAGUUGCUACUCCACAGAAAAGGCUCCUCUGCCCAUGGAUCAUAUUGAAAAGAUGGCUGCAGAGUGUAUGAAAGACCUGGAUGAAGAUGAGGAGGAAGAAGCAGAUGAAGACUUGGAGAAAGAUACAGACCUGUUGGCAGAAUUGCAAGAAGUUUUGGGCGUGGAAGGUGAGACAGGAAGCUGUGAGGAUGAAACAAUAGCCAUGGAGCCAUCCACAGAUGAACCAGAAAAUGAGCAACCUGAACUGCAGCCACAGACCACCUCACUUCCUGCUGUUACCAGUGAGCUGCAGCAGACAAUAGAGAAGAGAAUUGCUAACUAUUGGGCAGCAAUUUCUAAUGCAAAGGAGUCAGGUGAGAGCUCCAAAAUACGUCGAUACGAAAGAGGCCUUAAGACACUGGAAACCAUGCUGACUGCAGUGAAGAAAGGCAAAAAAAUCAAUGAGGAAGAAAUACCACCUCCUGUUGCAGCAGGAAAGAGUUCUUCUCACUUACCUCAAGCCACAGGAGUGGAACCAGAAAGUUCAGGAGAUUCAGUCAGUGUCCUACCAGAGAAUAAAGCUGAGUCUGCUGCAGAUGGUGAGCAGAAGACCUCUCGUGAAGCAGUGCAGCAUGUGGAAUCAGAGUCUCUACAGGGUCAUGCUGCUUCUAGUCCUACUGUAGAAACAGAUCUCCACAGCAGCAGCACCCGAGCAUUAUUACUUAGGAGACAGAGGGAGUAUAAAUUAGCAGCUCUAAAAGCCAAGCAGCAGGGGAACCUGGAGAAAGCAAAGGAAUACAUGAAGGCAGGCAAGAAAUUUAACAUGGUCUUGGAAGCUUUGGAUAGUGGGCAGCCAAUAGACCUCCAGAAUAUGCCUCCAUCUCCUCAGGAUCUUGAAAAACUAGCAAAUGUACAGGAUGCAUCAAAGCAAAAGGUACCAGCUCCAGUGGGAAGUUCUCAGGGUCUUCCAACUCCUGGAUACCAGACCCAAGAAGCUUCAGCUUCCCUGCAGCAGCCAAAAACAGUGCUGGAAGCUUUGCAGCAAAGGCUGGAGAAGUACAAGGCAGCAGCAGCACAGGCUAAAGCCAGUGGGGAUGAUCGGAAGGGCAGGAUGCACGAGAGGAUAGCCAAGCAAUACCAGGAUGCCAUAAGAGCCCAUAAAGCAGGGAGAAAGGUGAAUUUUUCUGAGCUACCUGUUCCUCCUGGAUUUCCCCCUCUUCCUGGUGUUGGAUCAACAGAUGGUGACAGUACAAUAGCUGCUGUUCUGGAAAGUGCCAGCAAGCUGGCAAACAUGGAGGAGGAUGAUGAUGAGGAGAAUGAAGGUCUGACACAGGCCCCAGUGGCCAAGAAGCCUGCUCAGCUGCCUGGAAAGCCGACUCAAGUUGUUAAGCCAAUUACAGUGCCAUCUGCUGUGGCUGUGGAGGAGAGCUCUCCUGAGCAUCUGAAACAGGCUACAUCACCCUCCACCCUGGACAAGGCAGAGUCAAUGGAUCAUCUCCCUGCAGCUGCUAGGGAACAGCUGGAAUUUCUGGAGAACAGAAAGAAGCAAUACAUGAAGGCAGCCGUCAAAGCAAAGAAGGAAAAUAACCUUGAACAGGCUAAGAUGUAUCUCAGAACAGCCAAGGGCUUUGAUGUAAAGAUUGAACAAGCAAAAUGUGGCAAACCUGUUGAUAUUUCUAAGCUGCCAUCACCCCCUACAGACGACGAGGGGGAUUUUAUCUUCAUACAUCAUGAAGACGUCAGACUGUCUCAGAAAGCAGAUGAAGUAUAUGCACAGCUCAUAAAACUGCUGAAGGACCAGCAUCAGAGGUGUUUGCAGUAUUCCAAGCAAUUCAUGCAUCUGGGAAAUGUAGCAGAAACAACUCGGUUUGAGAAACUGGCACAAGGUUGUAAAAAGGACAUGGAUAUCCUGCAGCUUGCACGAGCACAAGGAAUGGAACCUCCAAGCCAUCACUUUGAGGAAAGAACAUUUAAAAUGAUAAGGAUAUUUUCUGAGCUCAACAGCACAGAAAUGCACCUUUUUAUUGUCAGGGGGAUAAACCUGCCAGCUCCAUCAGGUGUAACACCGAGAGAUUUGGAUGCAUUUGUGAAGUUUGAGUUUCAGUACCCGAGUGCGGAGCAACCUCAGAAGAGUAAAACAUCUGUAAUUAACAAUACCAAUUCUCCAGAAUAUAACCAGCUAUUUAAGCUGAACAUCAACCGAAAUCACAGAGGCUUCCGACGUGCCGUUCGCUCCAAAGGAAUUAAAUUUGAAGUUUUUCAUAAAGGGUCCUUUUUCAGAAGUGACAAGCACGUGGGGACAGCACACUUGAAGCUGGACAAGCUGGAGACAGAAUGUGAAGUUAGAGAGAUCAUUGAGAUUUUUGACGGCAGAAAGCCCACUGGAGGGAAACUGGAGGUAAAAGUGAGACUCAGGGAGCCCCUCAAUGGUCAAGAUCUUCAAACAGUUACAGAAAACUGGCUGGUCCUUGAACAUUAGCUCUGUCUGAGAUCCAUUGGAAUGUGGGAUGAACACAUGCAGGAAGAUGCUGCUAGCUGCACGCACCAAAGAUGUUAAAUGAAUGCACUACUGACCCCAAUGUCUAUUUUGGUAACAGCCAUAGUGCUCAUGAAUAACUUUAGGCAAGUGUGAGGCUCUGGGAUUGUGACUAGUCUACACAAAAUAGACAAGAGUUGCCUUAACGUGGGACUACUAAUGUAGCACCAGGACGAAUGUUAACACUAACUAUGCAGAGCCAUGUGGGAAGAGUUUAGCCCCUUACAGACUCCCUGAGGCAGUGCAAGAACUUGUCAGUCAAGUCACAGGUAAGACCUUUACCUGAAGUCAUUGUCAAGUGUACAGGCAGCCAGCGUGGUGCAGCAAACAGUCUGCUACUGCUUCUUCUGUUCUCUCAUCAAGGCCUGGUCAGGGUUGGUUGUUUUGGUUUGUUUGGAUUUUUUUCCUUUCCUAAAACAGAGGAGAGAGACCUCUGGCACAACCCAGCAGCAGCACGUCCCUCCUCCACACAUGCCAUUGCACCAGGAAGUUCAGUGGGAUGUUGCCUUUCAGAAGGAAGGAGCUCAGAAGCAAGACUUGCUAGCAGCAGGAGUUUACAGACCUACAUUUUUAUGCUGGCUCCCAGUUGUCUGCCAUGCUUGCUGCACCACUUACCCAGUGCAGCCCGGGUACUGUGCCUUCAGCCUUUUUCUUUUUUAUUUUAAUUCAAAAGGAGAGAGGGAAAAAAAAAAGUAUGCUACCCUGCUGCUUCCCAAAUGUUCCUUGUAUUUUUACAAAAAUAGGCUUUUCCAGUUCUUCCGGGUGAUGGGCAAAACAGCCACCCUUGGUUGUGUAGAAAACCAGAUGAUGACUGUUUUCAGGAAUGCUUUGGGCAGGCAGCAUAAAGAAAUGGAACCAAACGUGUCUGUGUUUAUACAUCUCUGUGAGGUAAGAGGAGUGAGUGAUCUCAGAGGAAGGAGGUGCCUGUGCUGGGGAGCCCAGCACUCCUGCACCAGCUGUUGAGGGAGGGCAAAUUUGUAGACAGAAAAAGAGUCCAGACAAGUAAGGCAGCACUGCCUCUGUCUUCCUGAGCAGAUGAAGACAAAUACAGUGUUUAGUUUUUAAUUUCAAUAAAUUUAAUAUACAAAACUACAUGUUGAAAAUAAAAAUAUAAUAUGC
Apus apus (common swift) is the source of this 3981-nucleotide messenger RNA. It is a transcript of the gene CC2D1B, whose product is annotated as coiled-coil and C2 domain containing 1B. Gene Ontology annotation, molecular function: DNA-binding transcription repressor activity, RNA polymerase II-specific; RNA polymerase II cis-regulatory region sequence-specific DNA binding. The record is from RefSeq and is a predicted model, not a curated record. Gene Ontology annotation, biological process: regulation of transcription by RNA polymerase II. The transcript has 26 exons. Gene Ontology annotation, cellular component: nucleus. NCBI's taxonomy places the organism in Eukaryota, Metazoa, Chordata, Aves, Apodiformes, Apodidae. The coding region runs from base 142 to 2805 and encodes 887 amino acids.